Molecule: messenger RNA, 408 nt
Organism: Paramecium tetraurelia
Lineage: Eukaryota; Ciliophora; Oligohymenophorea; Peniculida; Parameciidae
Exons: 2
Source: RefSeq, a predicted model, not a curated record
AUGACUGACGCAGUUACACAAAGUAUUCCAAGAAGAGAAAAAACAUGGGCAGAAUUAGCUGAAGAGGAAGAUGAGUAUUUGGAAGAAUUAUAAAAUUAAAUUUAAAAUGAAUAAAGUCAAUUAGCGGGAAAAUAAUUAACAAAUUUUCAGAAGAGAAUGAUUGAAAGAAUAUCAAGAUACGAAAAACCUAUAGAAGUGGGCUUAUAAUAAGUUCCUGAAAGGAUAAGAGAAGAGGAUAUUCUUAUCGCUUUUAAACAAUACUAUAUUAGAGAUUGCUCUUUCAAAAGACCAAAUUGGUUCUUUUAUUUGCCAAAAGAGCAGGCCAUUAAGUUGGUAGAAGAGAGCAAUUUAAGAAUCACAAUAAAAGGUGCAAAUCUUUUGAUAGUGAUGCUUCCAUUAAAAAUUUGA